Molecule: messenger RNA, 1222 nt
Organism: Cokeromyces recurvatus
Lineage: Eukaryota; Fungi; Mucoromycota; Mucoromycetes; Mucorales; Mucoraceae
Product: G-patch domain-containing protein
Exons: 3
Coding region: 193-1104 (303 amino acids)
Molecular function (GO): nucleic acid binding
Source: RefSeq, a predicted model, not a curated record
GUUUCUUUUAACUAGAAAAAAAAAAAUGAGUUCAUCAUCAAAGGUAAACUAAAAGCCAAAUUAUCUAGUGAAUUUGGUUAGGUUCUAUUUUUUUUAGAAUAUUAUUUUACCAUUUUCUUCUUUCCAUAAAAUCAAAAGCAAGAUGAUUACGAGUUAUUUGAACAAGAUAAAUUAUUUGAAUUAGACGAUUCCAUGGAUCCUGUCUCGAUGGAAACACAUAUAUCAUCUAAUAAUAUUGGCUAUAAAAUGCUACAAAAAAUGGGUUGGACACAAGGGAAAGGUUUAGGAACUCAAGGCCAAGGUAGAGUCGAUCCCAUCCGUAUAGAAGUCAAAGAUGAUUCUUUGGGGGUUGGAAAAGCGGAAGAGUAUCAACAAACACAUAUUUCAACUACUUCAAAGCGAAAAGCUCUCGAUAGUGAAAAGCAACUUGAAGAAUCUGAACAACAAAGACUUGAAAGAGAACAACGAGUUCAAAAGAAACAGGCAAUUCAAAAGGAAUUAGAACAAGUAAAAAGAGCAUUUUAUUGUGAAUUAUGCGACAAGCAAUACAAGAAGAUUAGUGAAUUUGAACAACAUUUACAAAGUUAUGAUCAUCACCAUAAAAAGAGAUUCAAGGAUAUGAAAGAAAGUGCUAGAAAUUCAAUUAUAAAUCAGUCAGAAAGAGAAAAGAAACUUGCAAGAGAAAGAAAGAGAGAAGAAAAAGAAUUAAAAAGGAUGCAAGAAGCAAUACAAAGAAAGGCGGGUAUUAAUAAUAAUAGCAGUAAUGGAAACAUACCAACAGUAACAAAUACUACUAUUACAAGUACUAGUAAUAGUACUUCAGAAAGAGAACGGAUCAUACCUAAUAACAGUAAUGAAACUACGAGUAGUACUGAAGGAUGGACGAUAACUCAGAAUACGAGUUCAAAUAGCAUUACUGGAGGAGGAUGGGCAUCCAUACCUCCAAGUAAUAAGCCAUUGAUUAAUAAUCCUAAACUACCUACAAUACCAGCUGCUAAUACUCUACUUACAAAAAAUGAUAGUAAUCAUAAUUCGGCUCCAAAGAAAUUGUCUUUUGGAUUAAAAAAGACAAAUGGAUUCCAAUUUGGAUUAAAAAAGAAAUAAAAUAGUGGCUUGUGUUAUACCAAGCUAUCAUCAUAGUUGUGUGCGCCCCUGGCUUAUAUACAACGAACAUCCCCGCUUUUUUUUUUUUUUUUUUUUAAUUUUUAAUUUUUAAUUUUUU